UUUAUGUUUUGGUGAUGAUCCCUGUAUUGAAUCGGACACUGGGGGAAAAUUGGCAUCUCUCAAAAGCCGAAAAACGCAGAAAUCCAAGUCCAGCAUGAAAACGCCAGAUGAUGACAGGGCAAUGGUAUGCAUAGAUGAAGAGCCGACUAAUCCGCAGGAACAAGAAACUGGGGCGGCUUCUCUCGAAAGCAAAAAAGCAAAGAAAUCAAAGUCCAGUAAGAAAAAGCCAGAUGAUGACCAAGUAUCGGUAUGCAUGGAUGAAGAGCCGACUAAUCGAGAAGAAGAAACCGUGAAAGAGCCUGAAGUUUUUCCUGACAAAAUAGUAGCAAUGCAUAGAGUGAGAUGGAACACGAACAAGGGUAGUGAGAGAUGGCUGUGUUAUGGAGGGGCAGCCGGAAUUAUUCGUUGUCAAGAGAUUGUUUUGUCCGACGUCGAUAAGGCGUGGACAGCAAAGAGAUGAGAAGCCAUGUUUCUUGUCUAUAGUUUUGUCUGUAAAAAGGAAAAGAGAGAACGAAAUUAAUCUAUGAAACAGAGAAGUAAUCAAAUUUUGAGUUAGUUAA
Malus domestica (apple) is the source of this 560-nucleotide messenger RNA. The record is from RefSeq and is a predicted model, not a curated record. NCBI's taxonomy places the organism in Eukaryota, Viridiplantae, Streptophyta, Magnoliopsida, Rosales, Rosaceae.